Messenger RNA from Fusarium odoratissimum NRRL 54006, 762 nucleotides. RefSeq lists its product as uncharacterized. The transcript is spliced from 3 exons. The record is from RefSeq and is a predicted model, not a curated record. NCBI's taxonomy places the organism in Eukaryota, Fungi, Ascomycota, Sordariomycetes, Hypocreales, Nectriaceae. Bases 1 to 762 code for a protein of 253 amino acids.
AUGCCGACGACCUUUCACCUGUUUAUCCUAGCUCUGCUGGCCGCUCGUGGGCCCAUUACGGCCCUGACCAUCUUGGUGAGCACAGCAACCUUCAGUGCCGGUGCCUUCUUCGUCGCUCUUCGCAACACCGCUCUCGAUUGCCCUCGCCACUCUGCUACUAACGCCGCCUAUGGUGUUGAUAUCCUGACUGAUCUCGUCACCUUCAUCGCCGCUGCUGGUGCCACUGCUGGAGCUACCUUUAUCGGACUGACCAGUCCCACUCCCCGUAAUUCCCCCGUUUUCCGUGUCGACGAUGUUGAUGUUGAUUGGUAUGAAAACGCAAACUCGCAUCGACAUGGGCUCAACAGAACUAUUGACAAUCCCGCCAUUGUUGAGUGGCAGUUCAACCACACCUCACCUAUCCAGAAGUACAUCACAUAUGAGAAGGAUGGUUAUUUGCAUAAGCGUCUUGAUACUGGAGUCGACAUUCCGGAUUCGAGUGGAAAGAGAGCUUUAUGCCGCGCCUACUACGAUACGCGCUUCUGGUCUGACGACCUGCGCACUUGGGAGUACCGAGCCGACAUUGGCGAAGAUCUUUUCUACCAGUUUGUAAAUCGGGAGUGGAAGGCAGGAUGUGUAUGGUUCAGGGAAAACAAGGCAGCCACUGGUGGUAUCUACGAGGCUUCUUUCGAGCUGGGUGCAUCUUGUAGCCAAGAGAAGCCUGCCUAUCUCAACUGUGGCAAAGCUACAUAUAACGUUGAGGUUGCCGGCUUUAACUUCUAG